AUGUUAAUUCAAGUACCAGAAGGCAGUUAUUAUAAAUAUGACCAACUGCCGCAGCAGCACGUGGUCGUGGAGUUAGAAGCAAGAGGUAGCAGCAGUAUCCUCGGCACAAUCGGAGAGACCAUCGCUAGAGAUACCAGGAACUGUCAACCAGCGGAACCAGAAGCAAGCGGUGGCAUUAGAUGCAGCAGCACCAGCAUUGGCACUAUCAGAAGUGACAAGAACAAUCCGAGCCAGAAGGUUUGGACCACUCAAGAACCAGUCGGCACCAGCAGCAGCAGUAGUAUCCCAGCACCAGAUGAGUUAAUCGAAAAACAGUACCCACCCGUCUUUUGUGAUGCCAGCAAAGCGGCGUUCUCAUGUGCUGCUUACUUUCGUGUAAAACUAGACGGUGAAAUACAGGUGGCAUUCAUCGGAUCCAAGACUAAGGUUGCUCCACUCAAAACGAUUUCGAUUCCCCGGCUCGAGCUGAAUGCCGCCGUGCUCGGAACUCGCUUUCUGGAAACUCUACAAAGCUAUCACAGUCUACCAGAGAUCUACGGAGAUUUCUCUGGAGCGAUUCGAGUACCGUCCGCUCGUGGAUUUGUUCUGAGCAUCGCCGAUCAAAUAGAGUGGAAAAGGAUCCUCACGAAGCUUAACGUCGCCGAUCAAGCAACAAAGUGGAAUAGUGGACCACGGCUUUCGACAGAGAAUCCUUGGUUUCGAGGACCAAAUUUUCUGUACGAAGAAGAAGUUUCAUGGCCAAUACAGCGUUUAGUUGCUCCGACUACAGAAGAGCUCCGCUCAGAUGCCAUCAUUUUGUGCCACCACACACCGCGGUUGGAUAUCCCAAUCGAUGUAUCCCGGUUCAAUUCGUGGACUAGGAUUCAACGAACAGUAGCAUUCGUGCUCCGCUACGUGGAUAACUGUCGUCGAAGGAAAAGACACGAGAGUCUGCAACUGGGAGUUCUCACUCAGGACGAACUGAAGCGAGCUGAAGAACUACUGUGGAAGGUCGCUCAAAAGGAGGUAUUCGCGGAAGAAUUGUCAAUUCUCGCUAAGUCACAGAGACCUCCAGAGAAACGACACUGUACAGUGUCCAGAUCCAGUUCUAUUUACAAGACAUGGCCAUUCAUGGACGAUCGUGGAAUCUUGAGGAUGCGUGGCAGAAUCGGUAUGGCUCCUUACAUACCAAAAGAAGCUAAAUUUCCCGCAAUCUUGCCGAGAAAUCACCCAAUAACAUUUCUGACAAUUGACUGGUAUCACCGUCGCUUUAACCAUGCAAAUCGGGAAACAGUCGUGAACGAGAUCCGUCAACGAUUUGAGAUUCCGAAGCUUAGAUCGAUAGUGGAGAAGAUUGCAAAGAAUUGUGUUCCGUGUCGUAUCUUCAAAGCUGCUCCGAAUCCUCCACCAAUGGCUUCUCUACCAGCGGUGCGUCUUACAUCCUUCGUCCGUCCUUUUUCAUUCGUUGGGCUCGACUACUUUGGACCGGUUUUCGUAAGAGUUGGUCGAAAUCUCGCAAAACGGUGGAUUGCACUGUUCACAUGCCUGACAGUUAGAGCAGUGCACAUGGAAGUGGUGCAUUCUCUCAGUACGGUAUCCUGUAUCAUGGUCGUUCGUCGUUUUGUGGCUCGCCGCGGACCCCGCGAGAAUUCUACUCGGACAACGUGA
Toxorhynchites rutilus septentrionalis is the source of this 1647-nucleotide messenger RNA. RefSeq lists its product as uncharacterized. The transcript is spliced from 3 exons. The record is from RefSeq and is a predicted model, not a curated record. Lineage: Eukaryota; Metazoa; Arthropoda; Insecta; Diptera; Culicidae. Gene Ontology annotation, molecular function: nucleic acid binding. Bases 1 to 1647 code for a protein of 548 amino acids.